Molecule: messenger RNA, 3638 nt
Organism: Cimex lectularius (bed bug)
Lineage: Eukaryota; Metazoa; Arthropoda; Insecta; Hemiptera; Cimicidae
Gene: Mkp3
Product: dual specificity protein phosphatase Mpk3
Exons: 4
Coding region: 46-1158 (370 amino acids)
Biological process (GO): negative regulation of MAPK cascade; protein dephosphorylation
Cellular component (GO): cytosol; cytoplasm
Molecular function (GO): MAP kinase tyrosine/serine/threonine phosphatase activity; protein tyrosine/threonine phosphatase activity
Source: RefSeq, a predicted model, not a curated record
AUUUUAGGAGUGGCUCAGUCGGUUUCGGGCCGUUCGAGGAGGUAAAUGGACCGGGUCGUCUCGAAGGAUUGGCUUUGUAAACAGCUCCGCGCCAACCCGUCAAGGCUCAUCCUCCUCGACUGCAGGAGCUCGAACGAGUACGGGGAAGGGCGGAUAAGGCAAGCUGUGAACCUGAGCAUCCCGAGCAUAAUGCUCAGGCGUCUCGCCGCUGGCAAGAUCGACCUCGCGUCCACGAUCAAGUGCAGGAGGCUCAAAGAGAGGAUACUCGGAUCGGUCAAAGACAACGUUUUCGUCCUAUACGACGACGGGAGGGACAGGUCCGAAUCGGUCAACAUACUCACAAAGAGGCUCCUUCAAGAUGGCUCCAACGUCUUUUACCUCCAAGACGGUUUUUCUCAGUUCCGUUCUUGCUACCCCGAGUGGUGCGAGACGGUCGACGAUUCCCUGACGUCGGCCGACCCGGAUCUUCCGCUGAUGGGGCUUAGGUCGCUCCGGAUCUCAAACUACGGUGCUAAUAGGUGUUCUAAGGGUCGAGAGAAGUGCAGAUGCGACGUGCCGUGCGAUUCAGGUGCCAUACUCGAGGACGACGCCCUGGUCGAGAUCCUUCCCCACCUGUUCCUCGGGAACGCUGCCAACUCUGAAGACCUGGAGACACUGACGAAGCACAAUAUCAAGUACAUACUCAACGUGACUCAGAACCUGCCAAACGUCUUCGAAGCCUCUGGAGAUAUCAAGUACAUGAAGAUACCUAUAACGGACCACUGGAGCCAGAACCUCGCGGUCCAUUUUCCCAAGGCGAUCGAAUUCAUCGACGAGGCUAGGAGCCAGGAGAAAGGGGUCCUCGUCCACUGCGUCGCCGGUGUGUCCAGGUCCGUGACUGUGACCCUCGCCUACCUCAUGGGGAAGCACGGCCUCUCUAUGAAUGACGCCUUCGUCUGGGUCCGGGACCGGAAGCCGAACAUAGCUCCCAAUUUCCACUUCAUGGAGGAGCUGGCCAGGUUCGAACGGGAGGUGCACAAGCCUUCGGGGGCGGCGAGCCCUCCCGAGGAGACUCGGGGGCAGAACGAGCCGACCACCUUCCUGUCACCCCUCAACCUCGGCCAGAGCCCGGAUUCGGGGAUCGAGUUCGAUAGGUGGACACCGAACACGGGCGAAUGACACGAGGUUUACAAGUUCUAAGACGGGGCCGAGACGCACAGCAAAGUCCUCAUCCUAGAAUGGUUGCCCCAGCAGCACAAAUUGUUCUGUUGUUGGUUUUUUUGCCCCCAAAAGCAAAAUUUCACAAAGGUUUUCCAAGGGGUUCGUCGUGGGCAUUAAAAAACAUAUUUUUAAGUUUACCUUUAUUUUGUGUAUUAUAUAUUUUAAAAAUUUUUUUAUCCUGUACAUAAAUGUUAAAAAAAUCAAUAUAUAAACGUAGUUUAAUUGGUUGAUCGUUAACGAAUUGAUUUUUUAUAGAUUAAAAAAAAUAUAUCCAUAAACAAUUUUUUAAUCUUCUAGAAAGACUUUAAUUCUAGUCCGAUCUUUUAAACAUAAAACACAAAUAUAAUAUAAAAUGUUAAUAGCUUUAAUUGAUUUUUAUUUUCGUUUUGUGCGUGAUCUCAAAAAAUCCACUAGAGUCUUCUAAAACAAAGACCGUUUCAAUUCCCCCCCACAAAUAUAAUUAAAUAAAUUUAAAAAAAUUGUGCCAUAUUAAAAAGAGAAAAACCUUCCGAUAGAAAAGUCAAAAAACAGUCUUUCAAUUUUUUUAAAAUUAGAUGUACAAACAAAUUUUAAGAAAAUAAAAUUUUCCCUGUCCGCAUGCGUUAAGCUAAAAAUAUAUAUAUUCUAUACAAAUUAUUAAAAAAAUAAUAUAUUAAAAAUUAAAAUAGUUAUAUUGUGUAUAAAUGGUACAUAAAGAAAUUAGUCUCGAUUUGAGAGAAUCCUGAUAAUUUGUGGCUUUUUCUUGAGCUCCUGACAAUAUUGAUUUGACUAAUUUUGCUUCCCCAGGUAUUCCUAAUCCUGGUACUCUGUCGCUUUUUUGAGCUCCUGUCAAACUUGUGCAGGGUAUGUUUCCCAACUAAGGAAAUCCUGAUAUAUUUGGUCCGUCUUGAGCUCGUGCCGAAUUUGUACAGUUAAAUUCCCAAGUCUUCAAAAUCCUGAUACUCCGAAUCUUUUUGGAGCUCCUUUCAACCCCACAGCUUCGAAAAACCUGAUACUUUCUGAAUUUUUUGAGCUCCAGUCAAACUUGCACAUGUUAUAUUUUAUAUUUAUGGAAAUCCUGAUAUAGUCGCUCCUUCUUGGGCUCCUGCCGAAUUUGUACAGGAUAAAUGUCCAAGUCUUCAUAAUCCUGAUAAUAUCUUCUUUUGGACCUUCGGUCUUCGCCACAGCUUCGAAAAUCCUGAUACUUUCUGACUUUUUUGAGCUCCUGUCAAACUUGUACAGGUUAUUUUUCCCAGCUAAGUAAAUCCUGAUAAAUUUUUUUUGUCGAGCUCCUGUCAACAGGACAGCCUCAAAAAUCCUUAUAUUUUCUGCCUUUUUUGAGCUCUUGUCAAACUUGUGCAGGGUAUGUUUCCCAACUAAGGAUCCUGAUACUCUUGGUCCGUCUUGAGAUCCUGCCGAAUUUGUACAGGAUAAAUAUCCAAGUCUUCAAAAUCCUGAUACUGUCUCCUUUUGAAGCUUCUGCCAACGCCAGAGCCUCGGAAAUCCUGAUACUUUCUGCCCUUUUUCAAAUUUGUACAGGUUAUGUUUUUCACUUAAGGAAAAUCCUGAUACAUUUUGUCUGCUAUGAGCUCCUGUUAAUGGCACAGCCUCGAAUAUCCGGUAAUUUUUCCUCUUCGAGCUCCUGUCCAACUUGGACAGGUUACGUUUGCCAGGUUUUCUAAAUUCAGUUACAUUUUGUCUGUAUAGAGCUCCUGUCGAAAAUGUACAGGUUAGACAGAAGACUAUCAAAAAUCCUUUCUGUCACAGUUAAGCUCUCGUCAAACUUUGGACAGCUUCAACCCUAAUUUCCUACUCGUGAAAACCUUGAUACAUUUGGUCUGCCUUGAGCUCUUGUUAAACUUGGUUAAGUUUCCCAGACUUGAAAAUACUCUCUCUUUUUGGAGCUCAUGUCGAAAAUGAAAUGUUUUAGCGUCCUUGCCUUUUUUUAAUCCUGGUACAUAUCUUGUUUGUCGAGCUUCUGUCCAUAUACACAGGUUAAACAGUACAGCCUUCCAAAUCCUGAUAGUUUGUCUCUUUUUAGAACUCCUGUAGAAAACGUAAUGGUACAAUUUCCCAGGCUUUUCUAAUCCUGACAUAUUUUGUGAUUCUUGAGCUCCAGCCAAAUGUUUACAUGUUAAACAGUCCAGUUUUCUGAAUCCUGAUACAUUUUCACUUCGCUGAGCUCCUGCCGAAAAUGUCCAGGUCAACUGACCCUACCUUGCAAUCCUGUUACUAUUUUUGAGCUCCUAACGAAAAAAAACGGCAACAAAUGUAUAUUGUAUUAAAAAAACCCUGUAAAAGGUAACUUUAAAAUAAAAGUCUCUCUUUAUCGAGUAAAAAAAAUUAAUAAAAAUAUAAUUAUAAAAAUUAAAAAAAAAACAUUUAAAAAAAAACAGAAGAAACAGAAAGAGUUGUAACAAUGUCUUCUUUAGGAAAGUGAAUAAAAUAGGUUAAAAAAA